AUUAUUUAUCGACUCAUCCCUUUCUUUCAAAGAAAAUAAUUUUUCCGUUCGUCAAUGUUUUGUUUUCCCUCUCACUUUCUCAUUGGAGGGAAAAACAUCCAAAAAUUUCUGCGGAAAGGAAGUGUUGGAAUACAAAUCUAGGGUUUUAGAAUUAGUCAUUUUUCUUCUUUGCUUAGUUACUCUUCAGCUGCUUUUAGCAAUUUACUUAUUCCAUUUUACUAUUUUGACUUUCGAUCGAAAGAAGAAACAUUGCUGAGAGCUAAUCGCUUUUGAUUUUUCCCAUCAGGGUAGUAGUUGUGGAAUUUCUUUUGCUUUCUCCUGCAGAACUCAACCAGGAAGGUUUGACAUUCUUCUCAAAAGUAAACAUGCAAACCAAGAAAAAGGCCUCCAGACGAAAUGCUACUCAACAGCACGGUAGUCCUCGAGUUUCAAGAACACAGAGGAAGGUAUCUGAAAAUGGGCAAGCAGUUGAAAGGAAAGUUGCUGACUUAAUUACAUCAUCAUGCAGAAAAAAUAAAUCUUUGACUGCACUUGAGAAUAAAGCCGGAGAGUCAAUUCCUUCAACAGAUUUGAGUAAUCAGUAUGACUUUGUGGACCAUGGGACUUCCAAUGCUUGGUUGCAAAAUGAUGCUGUUAAUGGUACUUCAGUAGAUGUUUUGGGCUACAACAAGCAAGCUGCUCAUGUGGAGUCUGGAACUAUAUUUUCUCCUGGAUUUCACUUAUCCAAAGGUUCUGGAGGAAAAGUUGUUGACAGAGUUGAUUUUGUCAAAAUUUUUCAGCAUGAGGACCAAAAUAGAAUUUGUUCUGACCAAGGAACAGAUUUGUCACUGGUGGAUGCCAUAGAUGAUCCUGAUAGUCGAGGAUGUGGCACUGCAAUGGAAGUAGACAUAAAUAAUUCAUCCAACUAUGACCAACACAGAUGCGGUGAUCCAAUGCUGGAUUUAAGCACAAAUGAUGUGAAUGUUUGCAAUUCUGAUUUUGAUGAAAAUGUUUCCUUGGAAGUUUCUGCCAUAUAUCUUGCCAUGAAAAACUCAAAGCUGGAAUGCAAUGAUGAACCUGGUCAGGAGUCUAUGUCAGCAGAUGUAUGCCCGGAGGAUGAUGAAUUUGAGGAUUUUGAUGACUUUGAUCCUUACUUAUUCAUAAAGACCUUACCUGACUUGUCAACGGUCGUUCCUACCUUUAGACGAUUGUUGCUACCUAAGCAGACACGGAGCUGUCCUCCUACUACUCUUGUCCUGGACUUGGAUGAAACUUUGGUACAUUCUACCCUUGAGCCAUGUGAGGAUGUCGACUUCACUUUUCCUGUUAAUUUCAAUUCCGAAGAGCACAUUGUAUACGUACGUUGCCGUCCUCACCUCAGAGAUUUCCUCAACAGAGUUUCUAGCCUUUUCGAGAUAAUUAUAUUUACAGCUAGUCAAAGCAUUUAUGCCGAGCAACUUCUAAACGUGCUUGAUCCAAAGAGGAAGAUAUUUCGCCACCGUGUAUACCGUGAAUCCUGUGUUUAUGUGGAGGGUAAUUACCUCAAAGAUUUAACAGUGCUUGGUCGUGAUUUAGCUCGUGUUAUAAUAAUUGACAACUCCCCUCAGGCAUUUGGGUUCCAGGUGGACAAUGGAAUACCGAUCGAGAGUUGGUUUGAUGAUCGUUCAGAUCAAGAAUUGCUUUUAUUACUUCCAUUUUUGGAGAGCCUGGUUGGAGUUGAUGAUGUACGGCCAUUAAUCGCGAAGAAGUUCAAUCUCCGGGAGAAAAUUGCUGCGGCUGCCCUUCCUCUAAAUACAAACAGGAGAGAGUUUUUAUCGGAAUGAAUUGUGGGUUAUAUACAAUAUAGAGAAAAAUGAAAGCAUUUCUGUAUGUUGUAACAAUAUUAGGGUUAUUAUGAUAUUAACAAUACCAUUUUCUUUGUUGUGGAAGUUGUAAUGAUCACACUUUGAACCAGGAAAAAAAAGAAAAAAGAAAGAAAAAAUGAUGGGAGAAAAACAUAAUAGCGUAGCAUGUUUUUCGAGUAUAAACCCUAUAUACGUCUAGUGAGGAUGCUUGGUUGGUUCGGAUAAUAAAAGUUCCCCAAUUAUUUAAUUUAUAAAACCUAUUUGGAGCUUGUUUGGUUUUA
Arachis duranensis is the source of this 2104-nucleotide messenger RNA. RefSeq lists its product as uncharacterized. The coding region runs from base 366 to 1802 and encodes 478 amino acids. NCBI's taxonomy places the organism in Eukaryota, Viridiplantae, Streptophyta, Magnoliopsida, Fabales, Fabaceae. Gene Ontology annotation, molecular function: phosphoprotein phosphatase activity. The transcript has 7 exons. The record is from RefSeq and is a predicted model, not a curated record.